AUGAGCGUAAAUUCCUUCAGUUCCGGUCUUACAUAUAUUUAUUUGAGCUUGGGUUCAUUACUUUCAGGAAACGAAGUACGUACUCUAGUUGACUUAGCUGCUCGUGUUACCGCACGCAAUUAUUCAUUCCAAAUGUUGGAGACAUCUUAUCAUGCGAUCUCAGCUGAGAGAAGGCGGAUGAACCUUCUCAGAAGUGUUGAAGAUAGUAAUAUUGUAAUUUUUGAAAGUGAUUUCGUGGAGCACAGUGCCAUUCCUGAUAAGUUCUUCUUGGGGAUAAUACGAUGGUGUUUUCCUGAUAAUGAAGCAGAUGUGCGCUUAUACAGUUGUUUGGCCAAUGGCAGCUCCGAUGAAUUUGAUAGGGGCGAGUAUCUGUACCAGACGGGUGCAGUACAAGAUGUUUUCCAGAUAGGUUACCAUAUUUCCGGUGUAGUGAAUGUGAAAGGUGCAUUAACCGUAGAUACUCGAAAAGCUGUCCCUCCUAGUCGCUCAAAAGCGGGAACUUAUAAUGUCUCCGUACAAGUUGACAGAUGUCGCGUGGUAUCAUGCAGUUGUUCAUGCGUUUUCAAAGCAUCAUGGUGUCAACACGUUGUGGCUUUAUGUUUAUAUAGACUGCAUAGAAGUGAUGAAGUGGAGUAUCGUGUUACAAUUUGGGAUUCUAUCAACGAACUUACGAACGAAAAAUUGAAAAAAUUAGCCCAGUUUCUUAUCAAUGAUCUUCCUCGACAAUACUUGCCCGUGGCUCAACGUCUGAUCGAUCAUUUGCGAGAUCCUAAAUCAGAAAUAAAUCUCGCUGUUGGUGCGCCAGAUCCAACUGACGGAGGUCAUGAAAAUGUUGCUAUUUGGUGCAUGGACCAGCGUACGCUUCAUGAAAACAUUCAUAACAUACUGAUAAAGUUUUGUAUUCCUGGGCCGACCGUUCACUGUGAUGUGCAAUAUUUAUCGUCGAAUCAGCCACCUACAGCCAGUGAAUGGACGUGUCUUUUCCGACCACACAGGACAAAAGAACCUGAAGGCUUGUGGAAUCUUCUGUCGAUAGUUCGUGAAAUGUUCAGGCGACGGGAUGAAAAUGCAACUAGCCUGUUGCACAUUAUCACGGAAGAAUGUAUGGCAUGCUCACAUGUCUUGACUUGGUGGUACCAAGGUGCUUUAUCACGUUCGGGCCGAUGGGCAUUUUGCAGCAGAAGCAAUUCUUUGCUGUCGAAUUUGAAAACACCUCAGAUCAACUGCUCUUCAUUGUGUGAUGAAAUAGUUCAGCUUUGGAAAAUUGCUGCAUUAAAUCCACGUUUGCAAUGUCUUGAAAGAGAGCAGUUGGCGAACUUCAUUCAGAUAUAUCAUCGAAAUGCUGUUGAUAGAAUUUGGGAGUACAUUUGUUUUUUGGGUAGUUCCCCUGCUGUUUCAUCGCAGCCUUCUAGUUCUGUCCUGACAAUUUCGGAUAGACAGGGGCACCGUUUAACAGCGCACAAUGCUCGGUUUACGGCAGAAUUAUUCCCUGGAUUUCUAAACGCUUUGAAAGCUUGUCAGAUCAGCUGGGAUAAUACAUUCGUUAAUGGAUUGCCAGCAGGACCAGAUCGUGUGCUGUCAAACUCGCAUGCACCACAUGUAUUAAUAGGUAUUACUAAUAGUCCUAACAUUCCCAUUCUCCAACGGCCUCUGCGAGUUUCUCAGGAUUCUAACGUGGUGGAUGCAAGGACAUCAUUUUAUUGCCCACCUUUGUUUAAAAUUGGAGAAUGUAUCUCUAUCCAUCAAGAGAUGUCACGCAAGAGAAAAAAAAGAUUUCGCCUCUAUCGUCGUCGAGGACAUCAAUUUAGUUUCCAUGGCGACCAAGGUUCUACCCGUUCUUCACGAAGUGUUAUGUCCUCUACACGUCAAGUAACUUCUGGAGAAUUAGAUGAUAGCGGUGAGUCAGGACAAGAAAGUGAGACUGGUCCGUCAAGAUCUAAAAGCAGUACUAGCAGUGACCCGAAGAGUCAAACAGAUGUUUCUGUUACUAGGCUUCGGAAAAAUGACGUUGAUGAGUUAUUUGCAAUCGCACAUGUACAGCAAUCAAAUUGGGAUAUAAAGUUCUCAAAAUGCGAGGCUUUGGUGGCACAUGGUUAUGAACAACAUGCAUGCGUAAUAGCAGAAGAACUUGCACAAGAAAUGCUACAUUGUCCUCCGAACUUAUUGUAUCAACCUGAACGUUGUGUGUCGGAAUUUUCUGUGACUCAGCAACAUAAGAGAAGGCUCUCACCACCAAGCUCUUCGAUUUCUAAUUCGGAAACUUCUGUACUCGAUGAGCAUCAUAUUGAGAAGUCCCAGUUGGCAGAAGAUACAUAUAUGAGAACAUUAUUCCUGGUUCAAACUUUGAUGAAGAAGCCAACAACUCAUCAAUUGGCAUUCACACUUGCUAUUUCAAUACUUGAAUUACCUCGAAGUCCUGCUGUAAACAGAUUUCUUGAGGUCAAACUGUACUUUUUGGAGACAGAAUUGAUUGGUUUAUUGCGAAGAAUAGAAAUUGGAACAUCUGAGCUGCAGUUAAUCAGAGAUCGAGCUAGAGACUUUGUGGAAAAUGCCAGUUUCCUUUCUGCUGUACCUCAACUUUGUGUUUUACCCAUAUCUUUGGGUCAUUACAUUCUAGACUCCUUGUCCUUUUCUCAGAUUACCUAUCAAGGGCGUCGUACUGGGAGUGGUAUUGUGAUGAAAAGUGAUGUGGAACGAAAUCCGUCUGAUGAACAACUUGCUAUGAAGGUUGCGUUAGAAGCACUGGGGAUGAAAUUAUUAGUUUCCGAGGCUGAAUACCCAAUGUUAUGUGAAAGCACACGUUUACAACGUGCAGAUUUAGCCCUCACAAUGUUGUUAAGAUAUAAGGAUGAUAUGAGCAGGUUGGCUUUGGUAUUGGACAAACUUCUCGACCCAUGUAUGCAUCGCAUAGAUCACCAGUCCAACGCAGCCUUUUUUUUGGAUCAAGUUCCAGCCUACAAAAAAUAUUUCAAUAGACAACGACCACAAUUUCGUCCCGGGGAUGAAUUUCAUUAUGAUCAAGCUAGAAAAGUCGAAAACGUGUGUUUAUUCGACGCAGAGGUAGGGACGAACGUAAGAAACAUUCACGAAGAAAAUAUAAAUAGGAAUGGAGCAAUUAACGAAGCGGAACAAAUGGUCAGUAGCUUCGUGCAUUUGUCGCAUGACUCUCCAGACGAUUCUUCAUCUAUAACAUCUGUCAGUAGACGACGUUCAUCUGAUGACGGCAAUGAGAGUAUAUAUGAUGAAAGUAGUAGCUCAGGAGUUACAAGAUGUUUUCAACGGGGCAUACUCCGUGAAUACCAGUCAACUUCCUUGGGAGCACCUGAUUCUCCAUCACCAUCUUAUCGAUUGUCGAAUGCAGAAAGCAAGACUGAUUUCUCUUCGACUACAGUUCAUUCUGUAGACUCAAGUGUAUUUGUCAGGCACAAUCGGCGGAAACAAGCUCUAGUUCUUCCUAACCAUGUCUCCGAAGGGCAAGCUCAUUGCAUGAUGGAAUUGGCAAAACGUUUGCUUCUUGAAGCUGGUGGUAGUCAGAACACCGUAAUUUUCAAUGCUGCGCAAGGCAAUCAGAAUAAUUCGCUACGCAGUGGUCCUCAUCGUCAUUUACAUAUCUGUUCAUUUUUAAUUGGACUUUAUGCGUUGGGCCUGAACAAUUUAUUAUCAGCAAGCUGGCAAACUCGAACUUACAGCACCAAUGUUAGCUGGAUACAUGGCCAGGCAGUAGAAAUUGGUUGUGCUGCCAUUGAGAUAUUAGAAGAAGUUUGGGAAACCCAUUUAACACCGACGGAGGUGGCUGCAUUAGCUGAUAAGGCCAGUCAAAGUCGUGAUCCUUGCAUGGUUGAAGCAGGUGCAAGGCUCGCAUUAUCUGUACUUCCGAAAGCUUAUGCUCUAACUGCUGCCGAAAGUCAAAAAGCUUUACAUCAGUGCAAAGAGCAUAGUUCAGAAAUGCUCGAAAAGGCGUGUCGUGCUGUUGAACAGGCAGCAGAAAAGGAUGGUGUUUAUCCAGAGGUUCUUUUUAAAGUUGCACGACAUUGGUUUGACUUGUUUUUGAAAUCAGAAGUAGAAAAUAAUCUUCAAGCAGCUUAUCAAAUAGGGGUUUCAUCACUACAGUCAUUGUACUCAGUUACUGCUCCUCAGUUGUACACCGAUGCAAUGCAACAACAGACUAUGUAUUCAGUAGCUACUUCGCAAGCAAGGUUACAAAUAUCUGUGCAGUGCAGACCUCAGUCCUUACCAUAUGCACCAACAUCGUUCCAUGUUCACCACCAUCAUUCAGGACCACCAAAUCGUCCUCCAGUGUAUGUACCUCCGGUGUCGACUCAGCCACAGGUCGAGAUCCAUUUUUCACCGCGAGGACCACUACCAAUGGGUGCUUUGUCGAUGGUAUCAUCCCACCAUGGUCCUCGACAACGAUUAAGUGCUAUUUAUAAUCCUAUUGUUAAUACGACUCCAUCGCGUGCGUUACACGUCAGUCGUUCAGCUCCUAACUUGGGCCCUAUUCCAACAGUCCAUCUGUCAAGGUGCAACCAACCUUUAGCUGUUUUGCCGCAACGUCCUCUUGUUAUUGGUGCUGGAGGGACGCAUCGUCAGUUUCCAUCUGUCGGAGAGCAGGGUACUCAGGAAAUUCCAGUAAAUGGUCUACACCAUUUACCUCCUCCUACAUCACUUGUAAUUUGUCCAGCAGUCUCACAGCCAGUUACAUAUUUUGAACAGGGUAGUACUCAGCAUCCGGUAAACGUUUCAUUGUCUUCAUCAAAUUCAUCUGUUAUGGGGGAUCCACGUAUGGCAAAACUUGUACAUGCUCAUCGCGUAGGAAUGAUUGCUAUGGAAACUAUGGGGAGUAGGAACUUAGAUGAUAAUCGUAGCUAUGCAAAAUUUUCACAGAAUCCUGCUUAUGCGGAGGAUGUUCACUGGCUAUUCCGAGUAGCAACACGAUUGGGUGGAGUCUUUAUUCAAAGCUUUUGCGAAGUGGCAGCUCGUUCUAUUGCUUCACCAUUUGUUCUAUUUUCUUUGGCUGUCGAAUCAGCCAAGUGGCAAAUACCAUCGGUUGGCUAUCAUUCUCAACCUGUUCUUCAACCAAUUCUACCUCAUUUGAACGGUGGUCCACCAAAUGUGCGAGCGGUACUUUUACAAAAUGGUUGCGCUCCUCCGACUGCAGAUUUAAUGCAGCGUUGUAUUGAAAUGUUUUACGCAGCAACGAGCUCCAAGCUUAGUCAUCCUCGUUUCGUUCCCUCAGAUGUUGAAGAAGUGAUUCAGCUUAUAAAAGCAGCUAAAGAAGCAUUUUACUGGGUACCAGGAGUAGGAAAAUUUUUGUUCGAUGAUUUCAUGCGACAUAAAGUGAUUCGUGAGUGCACUGGAAGUUCAGCUGAAUAG
Thelazia callipaeda (thelaziosis nematode) is the source of this 5373-nucleotide messenger RNA. Lineage: Eukaryota; Metazoa; Nematoda; Chromadorea; Rhabditida; Thelaziidae. The record is from the annotation of a GenBank genome assembly.